Molecule: messenger RNA, 1087 nt
Organism: Pyricularia pennisetigena
Lineage: Eukaryota; Fungi; Ascomycota; Sordariomycetes; Magnaporthales; Pyriculariaceae
Exons: 1
Coding region: 1-435 (144 amino acids)
Source: RefSeq, a predicted model, not a curated record
AUGGACACCACGCAGAAUUAUGACCAAGAAGGCCCAUACUCGAUGGUCAGGUCGGGAGCGCAUUCAUGGCAACGGCAGGAGGUAGGGCUGGUUCCGAUGGGCAUAGACAUCGAAACUGGCUCCAUAUUCCAGGAGCCAUAUGAUCUUCUAUCGACCCUGGCUCCAGCGCCUUACACGAAUACGGCCACUGUGGUUUUUCGAAAAGAAGGGGAUGAAGAUAAUGUCACCUCAUUCUUGAAGUACGAAUUGUCGCCAAGCGUGAAUAUUUGCUUGGAAAUGAAAGACAUGUUUCCAGAGUAUUCAUGGCAACACGACUUUGAUGUUAGCCAGCAUGUCACGGGGCUUACGGUUUGGUAUUACAUCCCGGACAGCACCAUUUCUGUCAGUUUUAAGCUUUCAAAAAGUCUCAAGAUCAGCGAUCUUCGAUCACAAUAGCGCAAUUAAAGGGUCAGAAAUCAUUUCAGCUCCCGCACCUGUCGAGCAUUCCUGCGUUGCGGCCUAUCUGUCGUCUUUAAAAGGCCACGCCGUAACAAAUCUUGAUCGUUUUGUAACCCAGAUCCGAGCGGUUAUCACACCAGUUCCAGCAGGGAAUCAAGGGGGGUCUUUGGCCAACUUAUUUGUUUCAUUCGAGCUGAACCCCAAUGUUUCUGAAAAUGAUUUGCUCCACGAUGAUUCAGAAGGGAUCGAGUUGCUCAACGAGCAGCGCAACUGCGAUGAGUAUGACUGCGAAUCUCUCCUUAAUCAACCUUCUCAGCAUGUUGUAGAUCAAGAGGCAGACGCACCGGAGCAUUUCCGGCAAGGAACGCCUCACCAACCCGCCAACUCAAACACUUUCAUCCCAGGUACAUUCAAAACUGAAAACCAACCAGAUGAUCACAAACGCGUUAGUGAGACGACUGCCAGCACGGAGGAGAAAGAAUGUUUUCAGUGGCAGUCAAAUAUCAAAAAGGGAAACGAAUUUUGGAUGGUUGUUCAAAAAAAGACUACCAGAGAAAAGCCAACGGCCUCCUGGUGGCAAUUUGCCAAGAGAUCUCGUUGGCCGGGGAUAUGCAGACAACACGCAAGCUGCGACCCCGGUAAAAUGUAA